Hirsutella rhossiliensis is the source of this 750-nucleotide messenger RNA. Its product is annotated as enoyl-(Acyl carrier protein) reductase domain-containing protein. Bases 1 to 750 code for a protein of 249 amino acids. Gene Ontology annotation, molecular function: oxidoreductase activity. The record is from RefSeq and is a predicted model, not a curated record. Lineage: Eukaryota; Fungi; Ascomycota; Sordariomycetes; Hypocreales; Ophiocordycipitaceae. The transcript has a single exon.
AUGGCAUAUUCAGGAAAAAUUUUCGCAGUUACUGGUGGUGCGUCAGGUAUCGGACUUGCCACAGUCAAGUUGCUUUGGUCCCGCGGGGCUGCCUUAGCUGUGUCCGACGUGAAUGAAACAACUCUCGAAGCACUCGAAUAUCUGGGGGGGACCGCGAUUGGAGAAUAUCAGACACUUUCAACAACUGUUGUCGAUGUCACCAAAGCCAGUCAGGUCGAAGCCUGGGUGGCUAGCAUACUCAAACAGCACGGCAAGCUUGAUGGAGCGGCAAACGUGGCCGGUAUGAGCGACAGUGGCGGGCUCUUAGCGGAGAAAUCGGACUACGACUUCGACUUCAGUGUUAAUCUGAAUCUGAGAGGGGUAUUUAACUGCAUGAGAGCCGAGCUCAACAGCAUGUGCGAUGGCGCUAGCAUCGUCAAUGUCAGCUCGGCAGCAGGUAUCAGGGGCAUGGUUGGAUUUAGCCUCUAUUCGGCGGCCAAGCACGGUGUGAAUGGCUUGACGAAGUGCGCGGCGAAGGAAUACGGCCCCAUGGGCAUCAGGAUCAAUGCCGUAUGUCCUGGCAUAACUCACACCCCGGCACUCGACACGCCGGUGGCGAAGCCUGUCGUUCGGUCGCAGGUUGAAGCUACUCCCUUGGGUCGAUGGGCAGAGCCGGAAGAGGUGGCAAGCGUUAUUGGAUUUUUGCUAAGUGAUGAGGCCACUCAUGUGUCAGGUGCUAUUAUCCCAAUCGACGGAGGGACUUUUUGUUGA